UCCCCACUCGUUCUCUCCCAUGGCAGCCUUGGGAAUCCCGCAGGGGGCGCUUCCACUUUUCCGUGCACCCCAGCGUUUCGCCGAAGUCUAUGCGUCGUCGAGAUCUAGAGUAACGUGCGCGCUUCGGCCCGAGAAGUGGGAUGCAGCCAAGUACGGGCAGCUCUCGGAGCGUGCUAUGCGGGAGCGGCUCCAGGCGGAGGGUUACAGAGUUACCCGCUAUGCCUUCCCGCCUGGCACGGAGUUCCCGGAGCACACGCACGGCGUGCACAAGAAAGACAGCAUCCUCUCGGGGCGCUUCUUAUUCCGCAUGGACGGCACAGACGUGAUUCUAGAGGCAGGGGACUGUAUCGAGGUUCCCGCUGGCAAGCCUCAUUAUGCUCGUGUCGUGGGGGACGAUGCUGUGGAUUUCAUUGACGCGAGCCGUAUCUAGCUCCUGAGUGCUGCAUACGACACCAUAAUUUUGAAGGACAACAGGGAGAAUACAGGGGGGAAGUAUUGCGUUGAAGGGCUUUGAAGGGCUGAAGACGAGGGGAACGCUGAGCGGAAUUGGUGCAGCUUUGCAUUGGACGAGCAGGCCAGACGGGGUUAUUGUGCUAUGGGCGUGCUUGUUAUUAUUGCCGUUCUGGAUGUUAGUUCGUAUUGUGCUCUUCGUUGGUGCUUGCUACCGUGAUUUGGAAAGAAUAUA
This is a messenger RNA of Closterium sp. NIES-67, 685 nucleotides long. NCBI's taxonomy places the organism in Eukaryota, Viridiplantae, Streptophyta, Zygnematophyceae, Desmidiales, Closteriaceae. The record is from the annotation of a GenBank genome assembly.